UCGAAAUAUAACAGAGUGAUUAGACAUUCUUUGGCUGAUAAAAAUUAGUAUUUCGCAAUGAUUUAGAAAAUCAAGUAAUGCGGCGAUGCACUGCAAAAUUUAUGCCUUGGCGCUCAAUAAUUUUCUUUGUAAUGGACGGUUUUAUGCUCGUCCAAUUGUGCGCUACUGCGAAAAGAGAUAUAAUCUACUAAAUAAUUAAGUGUAUAACGUUUAGCAACCAUGGCCGGACUAUCGCACAUAGUGAUUUUGGCGGCGAUUCUCGGAAUUACCAGCCAGUGUCCGAAUGUACCGAUUAAUUAUCCCGCUCAGCCGCUUGACCCAACCCAGGCAGUCGGAAUCUGGUAUGAAUAUUACCACAUGGAUUACCCUUUUGAGCCAUACAAUGCCUCCACCGACCCUAGCAGCUACAACCUGAUACAAAAUGCCACCAUCCUGUUCCCCCUUCCGUCCACCAGUUCCUCUGGCUGCGGAGGUGGUGCACCGACAUCGUACGCCAUCACCUGGAUGUACAACGGAUAUAUGCCGGGCAAUUCGCCAUCCGAUCCGCUGACCUGCAUCGCUAUCUGGCAGCAGGGGAACUUGAGUAGCGACGGCCGACGACAUGUGGUAGCGCAGUUCGAUACUGCUCCUCCCUUCAAUUUUCUCUACACGAACUAUACCUACACCAAUCUCUUUACCGAUUAUACACUGAUGCAAGUCCUGUACCGCUGCGAUAUACCGAAUCCCGAUGGGGUUAACUGUGAUCAGCCGUUUGUGUGGGUGCACACCCGGAUAAAGCCGCCACUGCUCACAGCUGCGCAGAGGCAGUACAUUCAGGCAACCGCCGAUCCGCUAAUUGCACCGAUCGCUUGUGGCAAGUUCAAGAUGGCUGAUAUAUCGCCUUCGAAAUGGGAUCUCAGCAAGACGAGUCCGCCGUGUAAUGUCGCCGAUAAUCAGCCGCCGAUGUCUAGCGAGUUUCGAGCGACAUUGCCCGUCAAAUGGGCCGGCGCAUAAUUUUCGGAUAGAGUAUACCGAGUUUUCAAAGAUAUUAUUAUCAAAAAGUCUUGAAAGAUUUUUAAAAAAAUGUCGGCCGAGUUCGAGGCUACGCUACCAAAAUUGCCGUAAACUGUCAAGAUAUUUGUCGCUUUUACGCUUUUGACUCUAUUACAGCGCGUGUUUUAAGAGCUAAUAUCUGCGGAAUGAAUGGAUGAGUUUGGCUUGCUGGCGUCAACGCCAGUUACUGUAUAACUCUGUAACUGUAUAAAC
Molecule: messenger RNA, 1245 nt
Organism: Paramacrobiotus metropolitanus
Lineage: Eukaryota; Metazoa; Tardigrada; Eutardigrada; Parachela; Macrobiotidae
Exons: 4
Coding region: 220-993 (257 amino acids)
Source: RefSeq, a predicted model, not a curated record